AUGCCCGUUACGACCAUCUCACAUAGCACCGGUCAGAUGGCUUCCAACGGGGCCGCGCCCCUCGAUCCGUUGGACGCAGCUUGGUCAUUGAUGGUUAUUGCCUCAGCGGACUACGACCCGAUUAACCACCUGAACGAGAUCUUCUCGCACCCUUCUACGCUGUCCUCCGUUUCCGAUGUGUCUCAACGGUUGCGUGAUUACGAAACUGAGCUCGACAACGAGAUCGGGGCGCUUGUAGAAGACCAAGUUACAUCCAAUGCAGAGAGCGUCGAGCGCAUUCAAGCCGCUAAAUCAGAUCUGUCCGAGUUGUUCAAGAAAAUCGACGAUGUCCGCGACCGCGCGUCCAAGACCGAGCAGUCCAUUACAGAAAUGACGGCGGAUAUCAAACAGCUAGACAACGCGAAGAAGAAUCUGACGCAGUCGAUGACGGCCCUGAAACGGCUUCAGAUGUUGACGACCGCGUAUGAUCAAUUGCGUGUUCUCAGUCGCACGAGGCAGUACCGGGACUGUUCCCAGCUGCUUCAGGCCGUGAUUCAGCUCGUCGCGCACUUCAAGUCGUAUAGAUCGAUUGAUCAGAUUGCGCUCCUUAGCCGGAAUGUGGCGGAUAUCCAAAGAGACUUGUUGGAGCAAAUAUGUGAAGACUUUGAGCUGGCGUUCGCCAAGGGGGAGGUUGGCGCGAGGAAGACGGCGCUCUCGGAGGCAUGCUCUGUUAUGGAUGCGCUUGGGGAUCAUGCGAGAUCGAGAUUGAUGACUUGGUACUGUAAUUUCCAGCUGCGCGAGUACCGGCAGGUUUUCCGGAACAAUGAGGAGGCGGGCUCACUGGACAAUAUUUCACGGAGGUACUCAUGGUUUCGACGGAUCCUGCGAAUCUACGAUGAAGAGUACGCCUCUAUUUUCCCUGCAUCGUGGAGAGUGGAUGAAAUACUGGCCAAUGCGUUCUGCGAAGGGACCAGAGAUGAUUUCAAGGGAAUAUUAUCACGGUCUGUGCGGAAUGGCCAGACUAUCGAUGUCAGUAUGUUGCUCUCGUGUUUGCAGGAAACGCUUGACUUUGAACAUUCCCUGGAACGACGGUUUGCCAUUGAUUCUCGUCCAUCCACCGAUACAUUUGCGUCAGCGGAAACGCCUGUAUUCGGCCAAGCUAUCUCCGAAGCAUUUGAGCCUUAUCUAAGUGUAUGGGUAAAUGCUCAGGAUCAGCAAUUGGCCGGCUUGAUACCAAAAUACCGUCAACAGCCUGUUAAACCUCCAGGCGAAGAAUUCGAUUCGCACAUUGUUAUUUCCUCUUCCAUGGAGCUGUUCACAUUCUACAGGCAUGCUCUCCAGCAGUGUGCAAAGCUCUCUACAGGCGCAAGUCUCGCGGAUCUGGCAAAAGUGUUCGGCAAGUAUCUCGACCAGUACGCUCAGCAGUUAGAGGAGAAGAUAAAGGGCCGUCUCGACAAGAAUCUGAAGCAGAGUGUCGACUUGCAAAGUCAAGCUGACUCAUUCAUGGGAAUAGCGUCGGCUGCUGUGCGAGGCCUAGUGCGCAAAGUUGAGACAGAACUCGAGCCAUGCUGGCGAGAAAUGCGCAACACCCCUUGGAAUCGGCUGGAAGGGGUGAGCGACCAAAGCUCCUAUGUUGGAGAGCUAUUGUCGAAAACCAACUCCAAGGCGUCAGAAAUACUGCAAUUGAUCCACAAGCAACAAUACGCCAGAGCUUUUGCUGACCACAUAGUGGAGUUGAUUUCGAACAUCUUCCUGCAAAACAUCUUCCAUUGUAAACCUGUCUCGGAGACGGGUGCAGAACAGAUGCUCCUAGACACAUACACCCUUAAAACCGGUCUAUCUUCACUCCUCCCGGCGCCCCCACCCGCCGGUUUCGUCAAGCGUGUCAAUAACAGCUUCACGAAGAUCGAAACCUUGCUCAAGACCCUCCAAGUCCAACCAUCGCCUCCAGAAGCCCUCGUCCAAGCAUACCUAAUUCAUAUCGCAGAUCGAAACAAUAACAACUUCCGCAAAAUCCUUGACCUUAAGGGUAUCCGGAGCCGCCAGGAGCAGAACCACCUUGUCGAACUCUUCCAGAUUCACCGCACUUCCGAUCGCUACGCCUCAAACAUCCAGGAAACAAACCCCUUUCUGGGCGCACUCCAAACAACCUCUGCUUCCUCCUCAACUUCCGUCUCCCAAGGCCUCGGCCUUGGCAAUCUCGGCACCUCUGCCGCGGCAUCAACGAGCCGCUUUGAUGCGUCGCUGCUUGGCUCUGCACUUAUUUCCGCUGCGAAGGAUGGUGUGGAUAGGCUGGGCACGCCCAUGUCCUCUACUCCUGUUAACCCGGGUGCGGCUGGAGCAGGUAACUUGGCCGCUUCUACACCGGCCGCAAUACCUGGGUCUUCUGGGCCGAACCAAAGCCAGGCCGGUGAGGUGGGGUCUAACUUGAACGAGAACCUUAAGAACCUUGGCAAGUUCUUCCGAAGAGAUCUAGGGUUCGGCGGAAGAUUUGGGAGGAGUGGUGAUGAUGGCUGA
Aspergillus nidulans FGSC A4 is the source of this 2496-nucleotide messenger RNA. RefSeq names its product putative GARP complex subunit Vps53. Lineage: Eukaryota; Fungi; Ascomycota; Eurotiomycetes; Eurotiales; Aspergillaceae. Gene Ontology annotation, cellular component: cytosol; GARP complex; Golgi apparatus. The transcript has 4 exons. The coding region runs from base 1 to 2496 and encodes 831 amino acids. Gene Ontology annotation, biological process: retrograde transport, endosome to Golgi. The record is from RefSeq and is a predicted model, not a curated record.